AUGGAUGUUAAAAAGAGAGAUAGAGUUGCCAAAGCUUGUGAAUAUUGUAGGAAGAAGAAGAUCAAGUGUAAUGGUCAAACUCCUUGUUCCAAUUGUAAAGGAGAAUGUCUAUAUUUGGUGAAUGAACGAAAACCAAGGAAAAGAGUGACCAAACCAAAAGCUGAAAGUGUUCAAGCUUUAGAUGAUAGAUUAGGUAGAUUAGAGAAAUUAUUACUGUCAUUAACAGCCAAAUUAGGAGGAAGCAUUGAACAAAUCACUCCCGAUGGAGAAAGUUCUGAAGAAGAAAUAGAUGAUGAGUCAAUUAAUGAAGAUCAAGCUUAUGAACAAGCCAUCGCUGGUGGUAAUGCUUAUAUGAUGACCGAAUCAAAAGUUUCGGGUGACCUUAAUGAAGAUAAAAGAGUUUUCCAUCUUUCAGAGAAAUUUUAUGGUAGUCAUUCAAGUUUUAGAAUUUUUAGUGAUAAAAGUGCUAAAUGGAUGCAAAAUCAAUUACCCCCAGAAGAUGCUCAUCUAUUAAUUCCUGUAAGUAAUAUGCCUGUUGUACUUGCUUUAUGUAUGAAAACAUUCAAUGAUAUUUGGUUCAAUUCACGGCCCGUUGAUGAAGAGCUGAGGAAAAGAUUAAGUGAGGGUUGGUUCCCUGAAGAUGAACAUUUAAUAUUUGAAUUGAUUAAAUGUAUUGAUAAAAUCUUUUUAGCUAGUUAUGUUGCAUCUUCAAAAGAUUUGGAAGUAUUGUUCAGGUCAUAUUAUCGUAAUGUGGAAUUAAAAAGGCGUAAUAUGGUAGAAUCUGAUGAUUAUAAAGUAUUUACUGAUAGUGAAUUAUUGAUUAUGAAUAUUUCAUUAAGUCUUUGUAUUGCUUCCGUCGUAGAUAAACGAAUGCUUCCUACUGGACAAGAUAGUAAUGGUGGUACUCCAGGUGAAACUCCUUCAUUAACUUCAUAUUCCAUUGAUGAUUUAAUUCAAUUACAAACUAAAUUUUUUUCCAGUUCCAUUUAUUAUUAUGGUAUGGUAUCGUUAUUGAGUGAUGGUAUCGAAACUAUUCAAGGUAUAUUACUCAUGAUUUUAUUCUUGGAAACCAGUUGGAUCAAACUGUCUGUGAGUUAUAUACUUGCUUCCAUUGCUGUUAGAUAUGGACAAGAAAUAGGUUUACAUCGUAUGGAAACAAUUCAAGGAUUAUCCGAAGAGGAAGGUGGUCUUAGAAGAAGAUUAUGGUAUUUUUGUGAAUAUUUAGAUAUGGAAGUUUGUUAUAGACAUGGUAAACCUCCAUUAAUUAAUUCCAACGAUGUUUCAACUUUGAGUGGUAGAGAUUUAUUGAAUACAAUGAGAUAUCAUUUACUCGAAGGUGAGGAAUUUCCCAAGAAAUUUCAAGGAAAUUUUGAUCCCUUGGAUCCCGAUUUCUUACAAUUUGUAUUACAACAUAAAGAUUUCACUUCUUAUAUUGGAUUCGUUAUGCACAAUUUAACUAAAAUCAAAUCAAAAAGUUAUUCAGCUUUAUUUAGUGCCUCGUCAUCAAAUCAUUCAUUGGAGGAUUUGAUAUCGACUUUGAAAACUCUUAAUGAAGAUAUGGAUAAGUUGAAACAAUCAAUGGAUAAAGAUUUAAGACCAAAGUUCUAUUACGAACACGAUUUUGAUCAAUGUCUUAUAUUCAAUCAAGAUAUUGACAGUCUGGAUUUACAAUUUUCUCUUUGUUUCCAUUUAACUUAUUUUGUUCAUUUGAUGACUAUCAAUAGAUUAAUAACUCAAGUUGAUGCUAAAGCUUGUAAUAACAAAGAAAUCCUAAAUUUCAGACAUCUUUACUUGAAUAGUGCCAGGACAAUUUUACAUAUCAUUAAAAAGAUUGAUAGAAAGACUGUACCUCAUUCAUGUAUCAAUUGGUUAAUUUUUUAUCCAUGUUCAGCCUUCUUGAGUCUUUUAUCUUCAUGUUUAAACACCCCUAAUCUGCCUGACACUUUCAACGAUGUUAGUCUUUUGAUGGAUGUCACAACCUGUUUCUUUGCUUUCAAUAAAAAUGUUUAUUUGAAGUCUACACCUGGAGUUCCUAAAGUUUACAGUCAAAGAGAUUCUACAAUAUUUUUAAUAUGUGGAGUUAUUUUGGCUAUUGGAAUAAAAAUCAUUGAAUCUAAAUCCCAUUACAAAUUUUCUGACAAUUAUCCAAGAUUCCAGGAACAUUUGAAAGAAUCCAGAGCCAUUUUCCCUGAAUUGUAUAAACCAAUAGUUACCAACAUGACUCAGGGAAAACCAUUACCCUUCAAUUAUAGUGAUUGGGAUGAUUCUCCUUUGAUAUUACCCUCUUCAUUUUUGCCGGGUCCAACAGGUUAUUUGACCAUACCGUUCCGCAGUCCUUCAGAUAAAUCACCUGUUUCAGAUUUUAAAUCCAAAAUGAGUUCCAAUGGAACCACAGCUUCAACGCCUUAUGAAGAUAAAAAUAGUUUAUCUUCACUUUUAGUCCAAUCCCCUGGUAUUAAUAAAGUUGGUUUAACAGAAGCUGAAUUUAAUGAAAAUCUCGAUAAAUUCUUUGGCCAUGAAAUCAAUUCCCCCAAUUUUUUCUUUGAUAAUAAUCUAGGACUUUAA
Molecule: messenger RNA, 2565 nt
Organism: Yamadazyma jaroonii
Lineage: Eukaryota; Fungi; Ascomycota; Pichiomycetes; Serinales; Debaryomycetaceae
Source: the annotation of a GenBank genome assembly